Amphimedon queenslandica is the source of this 885-nucleotide messenger RNA. RefSeq names its product TNF receptor-associated factor 4-like. The transcript has a single exon. NCBI's taxonomy places the organism in Eukaryota, Metazoa, Porifera, Demospongiae, Haplosclerida, Niphatidae. Gene Ontology annotation, molecular function: zinc ion binding. The record is from RefSeq and is a predicted model, not a curated record. The coding region runs from base 1 to 885 and encodes 294 amino acids.
AUGGCGCGCGGACAUAAACGGAAAAAAAGUGCCACGCCCCAUAUUUUUAUAAUGGACGACUACUCAAAGGAAGACCUGUUAUUUGUUGAAGUGCCACCUCAAGCAAUAGCUAUUGAGUGUCCAAUAUGUCUACAAAUAAUGAAUAAAGAAACUUCUUUAACCUCCUGUGGACAUCACUUCUGUACUUCGUGUAUUGAGAGAGUAAAAGAGGGGCAUGGAUCCUGUCCAAAAUGUAGAUGUUCAUCAUUUCAAACCUUUCCCGAUGCUGACAGGCUCAGGUUUAUUAAUGGGUUAACAAUUUAUUGUACUAAUAAGAAAGAAGGCUGUGCUUGGAAAGGAGAGCUGAAACAUCUAUCAAAACAUAUCAAUAUAAUGGGGAGACAUGGAGAGUGUCAGUUUCAACUUGCUACAUGCUGUCACCAGAGAUGCAAUAUCAGUAUGAAGAGGGUUGAUCUCAGUAAUCAUGAGAAAAAUGCAUGCCUUGAAAGACACUAUUGCUGUGAGUAUUGCAAUCUUCCAAGCACUUACAAGGAAAUAACAAGUAGUCAUUAUGAUGUCUGCCCAUGGUAUCCUGUCCCCUGCCCUAAUAAAUGCGAUCUACAAAAGAUAACUACAACUCGUGAAUAUGUAGAUCAUCAUUUAAAGAAUGACUGCCCUCUUCAAGCAGUUGAAUGUGAGUUUAGUUGGGCUGGUUGUACAGUAAGGCCUCUUCGUAGUAAUGCAAAAGAGCAUAUCAAUGAUGAUCUAGCAAAACACCUAACUCUACUAGCCAAAGAUUGUAAAGAAUCAAAGAAACAAAACAAACAAUUAAAGGAAGAAAAUCAAGAAUUAAAAGAAAACAUUUCAGAAUUAAGAAAGACCCUUUAUAGAAAUGGAAUAAAAUAA